Scleropages formosus (Asian bonytongue) is the source of this 5083-nucleotide messenger RNA. RefSeq names its product bromodomain-containing protein 1-like. Gene Ontology annotation, biological process: regulation of transcription by RNA polymerase II. The record is from RefSeq and is a predicted model, not a curated record. NCBI's taxonomy places the organism in Eukaryota, Metazoa, Chordata, Actinopteri, Osteoglossiformes, Osteoglossidae. The coding region runs from base 315 to 3917 and encodes 1200 amino acids. Gene Ontology annotation, molecular function: protein binding. The transcript has 13 exons.
GUUGCUGGGGGGGAGAGAGAAGCUCGAGGCAGUGGCUGAUCGUUAUGAAAGUGAAGACAUUUCUGUCUACGGAAUGUGUUUUUUAUAUUAAAAAACAGUUUUAUGACGAGAAUAAACACACACUCCGAAUCCCAGUGUUCACUGUGAACACAUCCUGCUUACAGCUCGCUCGUACUGCCGAACGCUCGAGCGGCGCCCGCGUUGGAUGAGAAGACCGUGCGGAAUUACGGGCCUCGUCGCCAUUGCUUCCUUCAGCGCUGCUGUGGUCUGCAGCGAAGCCUGCAAAGUGCGGGCAGAUUUUGUAGCUGUUCAAAAUGAAGAGAAAAGCAAAACAUCCUCGGCCAUCAACGAUACAGCGCCCAGCUUCUCCUAUAAAACCGUCGCCAAAUCGGGAAACCCUUACAUAUGCACAGGCACAGCGUAUGGUUGACCUGGAGAUUGACGGGCGCGUACACAGGAUCAGCAUCUUUGACAAGCUUGAGAUAAUUUCUGAUGACGAUGCCACUGCCCAGGAGAUCAUUGAGUGCAACAGCAACAAGGAGAACAAUGAAAAGCCACAGCAGGUCCUGGUGCGGUCCAUUCGGCUGAAGAACAACCAGCAGAAGAAGAACGCGGCACUCACUGCUACACAGGGUACACAGGCACCGGCAAGUACGCUGAAGGAGCCCAAGAUACGCACUGUGGAAUACAACCUUCCUGUGGUGCCUCGUAGACCACCCACCUACUACACCUACGUGGAGAAGACACCGGAGGAGUUGGACGAAGAGGUUGAAUACGACAUGGAUGAGGAGGACUACGCCUGGCUAGACUUGGUCAAUGAGAAAAGGAGGAGUGAUGGCUUCAGCCCCGUGUCACAGAAUGUGUUUGAGUUUCUUGUGGAUCGAUUGGAGAAGGAGUCAUUUCUUGAGAGCCAGGGCCUGACGGACCCACAGUCACUCAUAGAUGAGGAUGCUGUCUGCUGCAUCUGCAUGGAUGGUGAGUCUCAGAACAGCAAUGUCAUCCUCUUUUGUGACAUGUGCAACCUAGCGGUCCACCAGGAGUGCUACGGUGUACCUUAUGUCCCUGAGGGUCAAUGGCUUUGCCGCCACUGCCUACAGGCGCCCACGCAGCCUGCCAACUGCAUCUUCUGCCCCAACAAAGGAGGGGCCCUCAAGAAGACGGAGGAUGACCGCUGGGGUCAUGUUGUCUGUGCCCUGUGGGUGCCUGAGGUGGGCUUUGCCAACACUGUCUUCAUUGAGCCCAUAGAUGGAGUGAAGAACAUCCCUGCAGCCCGCUGGAAGCUCACCUGCUACCUCUGCAAGGAGAAGGGUAUGGGUGCCUGCAUCCAGUGCCAUCGAGCCAACUGCUACACAGCCUUCCAUGUGAGCUGUGCGCAGAAGUCAGGCCUUUACAUGAAAAUGGAGCCUGUGAAGGAGGUCACAGACUCGGGCACCACUACCUUCUCAGUCAAAAAGACAGCCUACUGCGACACGCACACACCUCCUGGCUGUGUCAGGAGGCCUCUUGUCAUCUACGACGAAGCCAAACCAAAAAAUGGACUCUGUCAGAAAGGGUCCAAGAUCAGUGGAAAGCUGGGGUUGAAAAAGAGCCCAAAGAAAAAGAAGAAGAGUAAGAAAGCAGCAUCUGAGACUUUAUCAGCCAUUCCAGCAGUGUCUGUGCCUGCUAUUUCACCCCAAAGAUUAAACACAAUCUUGAAUCAGGUGUCUAUCCAGAAGAAGAAGGUGUUUUUUGAGCGGGUGGUGAGCUACUGGACUCUGAAGAGGCAGUCAAGGAACGGGCUGCCCCUUCUCCGCAGGCUGCAGUCCAACCCGCAGACUCGAACAACGCAACCAAAGGAAAAGGAGAAGGAGAGCCAAGCUCUGAAAGAGCAGCUGAAGGAAUGGCACCGCCUGCGGCAUGACCUGGAACGGGCACGCCUCCUGCUGGAGCUCAUCCGCAAGCGGGAGAAGCUCAAGAGAGAGGAGGUGAAGCUCCAGCAGACAGCCAUGGAGGUACAGCUGACCCCAUUCACCAUCCUGCUGCGUUCCAUCUUGGAGCAGUUCCAGGAGAAGGACCAGGCCAGGAUCUUUGCUCAGCCUGUGAGCCUCAAGGAGGUCCCUGACUACCUGGACCACAUCCAGCACCCGAUGGACUUUUCCACAAUGCGCAAGCGCAUCAACACUCAGGGCUACAGGGACCUGGAUGAGUUUGAGGCUGACUUUGACCUCAUUGUGGCCAAUUGCAUGAAAUACAAUGCCAAGGACACCAUCUUCUACCGGGCAGCGGUACGCCUGCGAGACCAAGGCGGAGCUAUGCUCAGGAAGGCUCGUCGCCAUGCAGAGCGUAUCGGGUUUGAUUACGCCAGUGGGAUGCACCUGUCUGAAGUGCCGAAGCUGGAGCCCCCUCCCCCGUUCUCCUGGGAUGAUGUGGACUGGCUGCUGAAUCCAGCCAACCGGGAACACAUGUCGCUGGACGAGCAGCUGAAGCAACUGCUGGAGAAGCUCGACUUGACAAGCGCUAUGAAGUCAAGUCCCUCCCGCAGCAAGAGGCUGAAGCUGCUGAAGAAGACCAUCAGUGAUGUGCGGAAUGAGAUGAGCCUGCGGCAGACACCUGCAACGUCCUCCGAGCCAAGCUGCUCUACUGUGGCGGAGGAGGAGGAGGAGGAGGAGGAGGAGGAUGAUGAUGAGGGGGUUGAGGAGGCAGGACCUGCGGACCAAAUCCCAGAGGAAGACGGGGACAAGUCGCUGCCACCAAAGCUAGAGCCUUCGGACUUGUUACCUCCAGCCGUGAAUUCGGAUGGAAGUUCAGAGCCACCCACGCUGAAACCCAUCGAACCAGGUCCUGACAGCAAAUGUCCAAAGCGGCCCAAGUUUGAUAGUGAGAAACACAGUACUCCAGUUUCCAGUGAGAUGUUAAAUGGACACUCCUCUGAGCUACCACUGACCAAUGGGGACUCCAGCAUGGUGACCACGCCCACACUGGCUGAACCUGUUGGCAAUGUCAACCGGCGGACCUCAGUGCUCUUUCGGAAAUCUAAAAGCAUGAGUCCGCAGAAACCAGUCAAAGCGGGCGAUGCAGAAGCUGGUUGCCCGCAGCUGGGGACCAAGACCAUCUUGUCAGUGGUCCUUCCCAGGCUGGAGACCCUCCUGCAGCCUCGGAAGAGGUCUCGCAGCGCUAGUGGAGACACGGAGGACGAGGAGCCAUCCCCUGUGAAACGCUUUGAUGCAGGACUCUCUAACGGCUUUGUCGUCGACCAGGAGAAAGAGCUCAGUCCCAGCAGGCAGCUGGAGCCCCGACGUAGGUGCGCCUCAGAGUCCAGCAUCUCCUCCAGUGGCAGCCUGCUGUGUAGCACCAGCAGCAGUACAAGCCUUCCAAAGUGUGGGAAGGGCAAACCAGCGCUGGUGCGGAGGAGCACUGUGGACAACAAAAACGAACUGAUAGCCUGCAUCGAAACUGGGAAUUAUGCCAAAGCUGCCAGGAUCGCAGCUGAAGUUGGCAACAGCAAUAUUUGGAUGCCCGCUAGCGCUGCAACAGUUGUACUGGAACCUCUAAAACUAGUUUGGGCAAAAUGUAGUGGAUAUCCCUCCUACCCUGCCUUGAUAAUGGACCCCAAGGUGCCCCGGGGGGGCUGCCAUCACAAUGGGGUUGCCAUCCCAACGCCCCCCAUGGACGUGCUGCGGAUCGGCGAGCAGAUGCAGUACAGGUCCGGAGAGAAACUCUUCCUCGUGCUCUUCUUCGACAACAAGCGCAGCUGGCAAUGGCUUCCUAAAUCUAAGAUGGUUCCUCUGGGAGUUGACAAAACUAUCGACAAGAUCAAAAUGAUGGAAGGCCGCACCUCCAGCAUCCGAAAGGCUGUGCAGACGGCCUUCAGCCGUGCCAUGAACCACCUGCGCCGCGUCCAAGAUGAGCCCGUCAGCGACUUGAGUGAUGUUGACUGAGACUGCCUGGUGCUCGUUGGCUUUCCUCGAUCGCAUGCUGCGCUCCUUCCUGUUCCCCACCCAUCUCAGACUGUUACUUGAUGAAUGUGCAAGAGUUUCUCUGCUUUUCUGUGCUCCGGGAUGCAGUUGCUGUACCCAGAACUCUGAUGGUUGUUCCUCCCGGUCCAUCCACUCUGAUCUGUUUUCAGUUGCUUAUUUAAGUGUAAAUACCUGUAUAUUGCCUGACACUAACUUAUUUCUGUAGAUUUUUUUAUGCACAUUGUACAUUACUUUUCUUAAUAUUUAUACAUUGGUGCUACAAAAGCUGUACAGUUGUAGUUGUUGAAUGACUCCAAUAGGGCUAAUACUGCAUUGAAAGUAUUUCAAGGUUUUCAUUUGUUCAUUUCUUAAGUUAUUGAUGUUGAAACUCCAUAAGCUUCUCACCUGGCAUUAAUUUGUGUGUGUGUUUUUUUUUUAAACAAAAUGUUUUUAUAUGAAUUUUAGUAUGUUUCUGCUUGUAUAUAUUUAUAUAAAUGUGUAUAUCUCUAUCUGUAUACUUCACAGGGGAACUGUUAGGUGAUUUUAAUACCGGAAGUGCGUGGUCAUUCUCAUGAAAACCAAAAAAAACCUGCUGCCCAGAUCCCCCCCCCCUGGUUUUUCUACUUUUGAUUUGUGUAAUAUGAAAAGUAUUGCAUAAACAGUAGAGCAUCUCCUUCCUUUUACUGGUUUUAUUUCACUUGGUUACUGGGACCUGUAUUAAAGAUGUUAGUGGUGCAUCUGUUUCUUGUAAGCAGCAGGGGGUGUAGUGAUGGGGGGGAAAAAAUGUAUAUGCAUUACUUUAUAUCCAGAGAAAUUGUAAUAGUGGUACACUAAGAGCCUAUUUUUUGUGAUAUUUUUCUUUUUUAAAUUAUAAUUAACAGUGUGUAUGUCAUAACCUGUAAUUGUUGAUGGUUGAGCUAUGGAACGUGUUUAGUUGGGCCUGGGUAGCAGUGGGUAAAUUUUCAAGGCUUUAUUUUAAUGGUAUGUUGCAUACCAUUGGUUUUCUUUUUUUGAAUCCCACAUUAGUUCAUUGGUCCUGGUAUGGCCUAGUGGGUUUUUUCUUUUUUUAUUUUAUAUAAAUACACUGAAAAUAAAGAGGAUAAAUCAUUUACAGUAGGUUGCUGUGCAGUAGGCAUUUGUCCUAGAGC